Molecule: messenger RNA, 2810 nt
Organism: Lethenteron reissneri (Far Eastern brook lamprey)
Lineage: Eukaryota; Metazoa; Chordata; Hyperoartia; Petromyzontiformes; Petromyzontidae
Molecular function (GO): protein binding
Source: RefSeq, a predicted model, not a curated record
ACAGGUGUGUGAGGAACGCGGCUUACCUGGUCACUGUUGCGGGCACUCAGGACCAGGGACUAGAAGAGCCACGGUCAGUGACCUGGAACCCAGGGACUCAGGACUCGGGGACCCGGGACCCAGGGAACCGGGACUAGAGACUAACGACCCGGGACCCAGGGACUAGGGACUCAGGACUCGGGGACCCAGGGGACAGGGGGCCCGGGACCAGGGACCAGGAGGAGGAGGAAACGCGGCUCCGGUGGAGACGAGGUGAGGCAUGUUCUGGUGUGGGUGAGCCCCCCCUCACCCAUCCCCCCCCCCCGCACCAUGCGGGCGCUACUGGGGGGCCAGGUGACGUUGGUGAGCGCCCUGAUCUGCGCUCACCUCAAACUCACCUCACUCUGCCCGACAGGGGAGAGGUGGAGCGACCCCCCCGCGGCCCUGGCCACGGCACCCUUGGGCGCAGCAUGGGGGGGGGCGCUGGAGGUCACGUGGGGGCGCCCCCCCCGAGCCUCGCUGCCCAUCACGUGGUACCAGGUGUGGGCGCACGGGGACCACGUGGCCAGCGUCAACGCCACUGCGCCCGGGGAUGACUCUGGGUCAGAGCGGCUGAGAGUGGAGCUCAGCGGCCUGGAGCCCAACACCACAUACUCCAUCGAGGUUUUCCCGGUGUCUGUGUCCGGAAGCUGUGUCUCCCAGGGUCCUGCAGCCUCAAUCAACGUCACUCUGGCCUCCUCCACGCGCGUGGACUCGCGAGGACUCCUCAACUGCAACGGCACGUGCCUCUCGGAGGAUGCCCGCACGGCGCUCAUUGUGGUGCCGCUCGUCAUCGGCAUCCCCACGGUGGUCCUGGUGGCCCUGGUGCUCUGGAAGGGCUGCUCGCGGUGGGACCCGCCCGGCGGCGGCACCGGUGGCGACGGGGCGCAGCUCAAGAACGUCCAGGGGCCACCCUCGACCCCGGGGCGGCCCGGCGGCACCCUGGGGAGCUCCACGGGCGAGCAGACCCGCGCCACGUGGACCCCGCCCGACAAGACGGCCGGCUGAUCGGUCGGGGCUGGGGUCUGGUCGGGAGGGGUCGGAGGUCAAGGGUCAAGGGUAGGGGUUGCCACCUUUCCGCGGUGGGGGGGGGGGGGGGGUCAGAGGGAGGGUUCAUCUCGCGCUGCCCCGACGCAGAUUUCCCCCCAGCGCGUUCCUGGGGAAACCAGGACAGGUGGCAACUCUGCGGCAGUGAAACCCCUCUGUGAGGGUUCGGGGGGUGAGGUUACCCCCUCGGUGCUGAGUGGUACCGUGGAGUACAGAUUGGUCCUUGGAACCCUGGGGUUGGGAGUGGGGGGCGGGGUUCAGCGGUGAGGUGGAGGUGACCCCCCCCCCCCCGCGAUACCCACGGGAAGCUCGCGAAUGCUGCGCGACUUGGAGCGGCCCGACAGUUCGUGGUCGCACGCAAAUGAGCGAGGCGCCGAGCGGCAGAGAGAGUGACUUUCUAGUGGAAUUCAAAUCGUGUCUGGGGACGCACCGUGACGAGCCGUGGCUCUGGAGAAUGAGACUGCGAAGUGAUGGUCUCUCUCUCGCUGUCUCUCCGUGUCUCUCCCUGUCUCUCUCUGUCUCUCUCUGUCUCUCUGUGUCUCUCCUUGUCUCUCUCUGUCUCUCUGUGUCUCUCCCUGUCUCUCUCGCUGUCUAUCUGUGUCUCUCUGUGUCUCUCCCUGUCUCUCUCUGUCUCUCUCUGUCUCUCUGUGUCUCUCUCUGUCUCUCGAGUUAUCCACGGGUUGAAACGGAACCGACUUGCAACGUGACUCGCUUGUCAUCGCACUCCGCCAGACGUGGGUGUGUUGAAGUUCUUUCGCACCGUACGUAGUCAACCGUGCUAAUCGAAGGUGCGGGGGAAGGACAACGAACUAAGCACAAAAAGCAUUCGGCCAAUCGUUCACCCAUUCAUUCAUUCACCGAUGCACUCAUUCACUCACCAACCCAUCAUCUCACCCACUCACUCGUUAAUUCACCCACCUUCUCACUCACCCACCCAUCUACCCAAUCAUUAACUCACUCACUGAUCCACUCACCCGCCAUCUCAUUCACCCACAUAUUAAUUAAUCCACUCAUUCAUCCGGUCUGCGAGUUCUCACCUGGUGAAACACAACUGACUUGACUUGGUCACCCACCCACUCGCCCACACACUCACCCAUCAACCCCACCCACUCACCCACCCACUCACCUACCCACUCACCUACCCACUCACCUACUCACCCACCCACUCACCCACCCACUCACCUACCCACUCAGCUACUCACCCACCCACUCAGCUACUCACCCACCCACUCAGCUACUCACCCACCCACUCAGCUACUCACUCACUCACCCACCCACUCACUCACCCACCCACCCACCCACUCACCCACCCACUCGCCAACCCCACCCACCCAUCCACUCAUUCACUGCCCUGGCCUCCGAGCUCUCACCGGGCCACAACACACGCGCCACGGAGCGCGCGCCAACACCGCCGCUCGGUGGCUGCGUUUUUGGAUCGAGAUUUUAAACAAAAAACUUCUUACCCCUCCGCCCCCACCCCGUGUAGCCUUAACAGACUGCUGGGGCAAGUGCUGUUAGCGAGUAGCAGCACCUGUGAAGGCCGGCACGGCGCACGAGGGGGUGGGUGGGUAAGUAGCCAGCACCACGCACGGGCCGCCUUUGUCUCCCCAGCGGCGAUGUUGACACGCCGCACCAGGCACUCAUUUGAGGCUGAGUCGACCUAGGGGACGGAGGCCCAGGAACCGUUCGGGUUCGUAGCGCAGUGAGCUAACCGCUGCGCCACCGCUCCCCACAGCCACUCCGAA